AUGGCGGAACAUGGCUCAGAUGCGGCAUUUGCUUAUCAUGAACCACCAAUUACAACCUUACUCAACCAGACAGGAUUUCUCGUUGUUUUGAAUCUUGUGAAUGUCUGCCUUGACAAAAUACUAUACUGUGGGCUCAUUGGACAGUUAUUUGUCGGUAUCCUUUGGGGAACACCCGGAGCAAAGUGGCUCGAUCGCGAGACAGAAACUGUUAUCCAGCAGCUGGGGUACCUCGGAUUAAUUAUGUUAGUAUACGAGGGCGGUCUGUCAACAUCGAUCAAGUCCGUGAGGGCAAACCUCGUGGUUUCCCUCUGCGUUGCGAUCACUGGUAUUGGAGCACCGAUGGGUCUGUCCUUUAUUUUGAAUGAGCUAGUUGGAGCAACAUCAUUACAAGCGUUUGCUGCAGGAGCAGCACUUAGCGCUACGAGCCUAGGAACUACCUUUACGAUCCUUUCAACAACAAACCUGAUCUCUACGCGCUUAGGUACAGUCACGACCAGUGCUGCAAUGCUAGAUGAUGUCGUCGGUCUUGUUAUGGUCCAAAUUAUUUCCAACCUUGGCGGAAGUGCUUCAUCUUUCAGUUCGCUGACGGUCAUUCGACCCGUCUUCGUAUCCAUUGGUUUUGCAGUGGGUCUUUUACUUCUGUGUGCGUUCUUCAUCAAGCCAAUGUUGAAAAAAAUCAUCUCUGCGAAGCCCAAAGUCCCUAAUUUUAUGCGAAGCAUGGAGUUCGCAUUUCUAUAUCAGACGGUGUUUCUGGUGGGUCUUGUUGCGGGGGCCACUUAUGCAGGCACGUCGAGCCUGUUUGCGGCUUACCUUGCGGGUGUUAUUGUCACGUGGUUUGAUGGCAUUAUCACAGAGUCGAAUAUGCCACCUGGUGAUGCUCCUUCUGGGACACCUCCGACAGACCCUAAUUCUUCACACGUCGGGGCCCAAGACAAUGGCACUCUUCGUCUCAACGGACAGUCCGAGAUUUCGAUUGCAACUUCUACAAGCGCACAACGUGGCGAAACUCCAACAGGCGAAAAGGUAUAUGAGAAAUAUUACAAACAGCCAGUUAUCCGAAUUCUCACACCACUGUUCUUCGCAUCUAUUGGGUUUGCAAUUCCCAUCACCGAAAUGUUUAAAGGAAGUGUAGUCUGGCGUGGCGUCAUAUAUGCACUUCUUAUGAUGUUUGGAAAAUUGAUCACUGGUAUUUGGCUCGUCCGUUUCUCAUCCCACCCCCUCUCGAGCCUCGCAAAUGUACUGAAAAGUCCAUUAUCCCGCAUUCACCUUUUCUGCAUACCCACAAGGACCGACAAAGAGCAAAAAGAGAAUCGACAUAGCCCAUCUAGAGCCCCCAUUCAGUCCUCCAAAGUGUGUGCCUCAAACAAUCAAGCAAACACCCAAAAUCAAGCGGUCGAGAAUUGUCGGUCUUCAGAAGACAAAAGCUCUGCCGGUCCCCCUAAGCCUCAGGAAGAUUCGCACGCAACCCCUCGACGAAGUUCAAAGGAAAAAUUUCCUCCGAAACCAAAGUCGUUAUAUCCUCCAUCAAUCCUCGGCUUGGCGAUGGUUGCACGAGGAGAGGUCGGAUAUCUCAUUGCUUCUCUCGCACAAAGCCAAGGCAUGUUCGGAACUGGGUCAUCUGGAGAAAUUUCCGAGAUUUAUUUGGUUAUCAUCUGGGCGAUAUCUAUAUGUACGCUUGUUGGACCAAUCUGUGUAGGUACCCUCGUCAAGCGCGUGAAAAAGCUACAAGAGAUUCGAGGGGAUUCUAGCCCGGAUCCAUUAGGAGUGUGGGGAGUCUGA
Molecule: messenger RNA, 1779 nt
Organism: Penicillium brevicompactum
Lineage: Eukaryota; Fungi; Ascomycota; Eurotiomycetes; Eurotiales; Aspergillaceae
Product: cation:proton antiporter
Exons: 3
Coding region: 1-1779 (592 amino acids)
Biological process (GO): proton transmembrane transport
Cellular component (GO): membrane
Molecular function (GO): antiporter activity
Source: RefSeq, a predicted model, not a curated record